Messenger RNA from Rhodotorula graminis WP1, 999 nucleotides. RefSeq lists its product as uncharacterized. NCBI's taxonomy places the organism in Eukaryota, Fungi, Basidiomycota, Microbotryomycetes, Sporidiobolales, Sporidiobolaceae. Gene Ontology annotation, biological process: transmembrane transport. Gene Ontology annotation, molecular function: transmembrane transporter activity. The transcript has 4 exons. The record is from RefSeq and is a predicted model, not a curated record. Gene Ontology annotation, cellular component: membrane. The coding region runs from base 1 to 999 and encodes 332 amino acids.
AUGCUGCCACCCGACACUGCCGAGCGCGACUCGUCCCCCGACUCGGACGUGGCCUCGCCCGACGACGACGCCCUCUCGUCGCGGCUCCACCUCCCGCCGCACUCGCUCGUGUCGGCCGACCAGGCGUACGAGGGCGACACCCCAAACGUCCUCGCAGACCACUUGUUCCUGCGACCGCAACCCCCCUCGCGCACCUCGUCCUGGCACUCGAUCCUCAACCACCACGCGGUGCCGCCAUCCCCACCCCCCACACCUCCUCGCUCCACCUCGCACCACCACCAGCCCGCCCACUCAAAGAGCAAGAGCCGCACCCGCAACCUCAAGUGGUACCGCCGCCCCUCGCCCAUCUGGUUCUUCCCCGGCACGUUCCUCCUCGCAAUGUCGGGCGGCAUGAUCAUCUCGCCCAAACUCGAAAUCUACACCCAGCUCAUCUGCCGCGCCAUGCCCGUCGAGAAAUCCCACGUCUCGCUCCCACCCCCGGUCCUCGACGCCCAACCCGUCUCGGCCAUCAACCCCGUCGCCGGCGCGCCCAUCUCGACCAAGCCCGACUUCAACUCGACCACCUCGCACGCCCGCAACGACCGCCUCUUCUUCGAGUGGUCCGCAUCCCCCGCCCCCGUCCUCGGCGUCGACCACGACCGCGACGGCCACCUCGACCUCGACUCGGCCCAGGCCACCACCAACGGCGACUCGUGGAGCCUCCAGUGCCAGAAGUCGAGCGCCGUACAGGCUGCCGUCGCUCAACUCGCUCUCGUCCUCGCCCUCAUGAUGGGCGUCCUCUCGGCCCUCACGACUGGCUGGUGGGGCGCCUUCUCGGACCGCCGCGGUCGCAAGCCCGUCCUCCUCUUGGCCCUGUGCGGCACCGUCAUGAUGGACUCGGUCUUCCUCCUCGUCGUCAACUUUCACUCGACCCUGUCGUACAACUUCCUCUUUGUCGGGCCCUUCCUCGACGGCGUCGUCGGCGGCUGGGCAGACUAUCAACAGCAAACGCAUGUGUAG